UGUCGAAUGACAGCUGUUGCGUCGUACUGAUUCUCCGUCGUCUCAACGAAAACGCCGGUUCGCCCUUAAACAGUAACUUGAACGAAUAAAUACGUAAUACGGAAUGUGCGCCGACAUGAAUCGAGCCGUUAUCUUUCUAUUGGUUUUGUCAUUAUUCUUCAGUAACGAGACGGUGGCGUUAGGAAAUACGGCUACCGAAUCCGACAGCAUCGGGAUAACCGUAUCUUUAUUGAAUCAUCGUGAGAAUGACGCAUUCAAACAACGAAUAAAUUUAGCCCCAUUUAAUCGCUUAAACAUUACUGUGAGAGAUGUUCCAUCGGAUAUUUGGUUUAUUGUUUUACAAAUUCAUACAUUUCAAUACAAUGCAACGUUAUCUUACGAUAAAGCACUACUUGAUAAAGUGGCGGACAGAGGAUUAUUCGGAUCAAACAUUGGUCUGUAUUUAAAAACAUACGAUGUAACAGCUCCAAUACAGGUAUUCUUGAAGCAUGAAAACGUGUACAAUCUCGAUGCAUUGCUCGUGAUUGUCACAUACGGUCGAAAUGCGCCGGUACCGGGUGGUUGUAACAUGGAAUUCGAUAUCAAAGUAUCACCGUAUCAAAAACUCCAUGCAGAAAACGAAAUGAUAUUAGUAGACACACAGCCAGCCUCAAUUCUUUUCUCCAAUGGUUCAUCGAUUUCUUGUGAAAAAAGCCCAAUACAACACAAGAUGUACCGUCUUUAUCUGCCUAGACAGGAUUUUACUCUGGAUACAUAUUUCGACGCGAUCACGAGAAUGCUGACCGUGCAAGACAUUGUGCAGAACGGUGACGAGAUACCAGCAGGUACUCUCACGAGUUCUAUGAGACGUAUCUAUAGUGCGUACACCGGCACAGGAUCAGUGUAUGCCACAGUUGCUAUUUAUGAAAAUUACUCUUCAGCUUACGUUCCAACUUUUACAUACGCUUGCAGUCCUCUGCUCUAUCCAGAAAGUUGUAAAGUUUUAAAUGACGCAUUCGCACAUAUAAUUUGUGCAUUGGUCCUGAUAAUAGGCUGCCUAUCUAUUAUUAUAGGAUAUAAAUACCCUUCUAUAGAUCGUUCGUUACCGAAUUGUAUGAUAGGUGGUAUCUUAGGAUACACUAUAGCAUUGAGUACCGGCGAUUAUAGCAUCGCAAUCAACGUUCUAAUAGGUUCGACAUUUGCUAUACUUGCUGCAGUCAUAUCGACUCUUUUAGGAGCUUGUAUGUGGUUACGCAAUAUAUCAUUGGGAUUCUUAUGCACAUGUAUCAUAUAUCUCUAUGCUCCAGCGUGGAUGUUUUAUGUUUUGGAGCACAAUUGGUUAUUCUGGCCUAUGUUCAUAAGUCUAAUACUUGCCACAACCAUACUUCUGAUGACAAUAUCCCAUGUUGCUGAAAUAAUUGCACGUGCGAUUUUCGGAUCUUAUUUCGUAAUCGUCGCAAUCGAUUAUUAUACUGGAAGUAAUUUGAAAUAUAUUAUUAUUACCAUAAUCAGGAGGAUAACUAUACCUGGAUUUAAUUUAGCGUUCGUAUAUCCUCCAUUUCAAGGUGCAGAUGUAACUUUGAUAAUUGUCUGGAGUGUUCUAAUAGCAGUACGAUUUAUUAUACAAUCAUAUACUUUUUUGUGUUGUGAGAAAAAAUUUACGACAGGAUUAAAACGUAAUACAGAAACAGAAUCUUUACUAUAUAACUAUCAUGAUGACUAUUCUACCGAAAGACAUAUAAGAAGAUCUCACAACCAGUCUCGAUAUUAUAAACGUUAUAUAAUAUUAUAA
This is a messenger RNA of Mycetomoellerius zeteki, 1771 nucleotides long. RefSeq names its product transmembrane 7 superfamily member 3. Gene Ontology annotation, cellular component: plasma membrane. The record is from RefSeq and is a predicted model, not a curated record. Gene Ontology annotation, biological process: negative regulation of programmed cell death. Bases 104 to 1771 code for a protein of 555 amino acids. The transcript has 8 exons. Lineage: Eukaryota; Metazoa; Arthropoda; Insecta; Hymenoptera; Formicidae.